Molecule: messenger RNA, 1038 nt
Organism: Dracunculus medinensis (Guinea worm)
Lineage: Eukaryota; Metazoa; Nematoda; Chromadorea; Rhabditida; Dracunculidae
Source: the annotation of a GenBank genome assembly
AUGUCAAAUCGUGUUAACAGGUGGAAAUAUGAAUAUGUCUCAGAUAUUGAACGAGAUGCUGAAAAAUUGAAGGUAUUUAUUUCAUUUCAAAAUAUUCUAUCUGAGCAUAUUGGACCCAAAAAUUUAACAACUGAACUGAUUUCAUUGGAAAAUUUUGGCAAGAUUCUAAUAAAUGUUUUUUCCUUAUUCAACAGUGAAUUAUCGCCAUACGGGAUAGGACUUUAUUUGGGAUUAUCUGUUCUUGAUCAUAGUUGUCAGCCAAACGCGUUUGUUAUUUUUGAUGGAAAAAAAGCGAUCUUACGAUCGUUAAGUCCUGAUAUUGAUACAUUAAGUGAUAGGGUAAAAAUUAGUUAUAUUGAUCUAUUCGAUUGCACCGAAGAUCGUCAAGCGAAACUUUUAGAUAUUUAUUUUUUCACAUGUCGAUGUUCAGUUUGUAACGAUCAACAAAUGGACGCAUUGGCUCAUUCCUUCCGAUGUUCAAGAUGUAAGGAUGGAUAUAUCGGUUUCAAUCCUAAAUCAUCUCAGUUAGAAUCUUGUGCUUCUUGUAAUAUUGAUAAAUUAUCGCUGGCUUUGACUGAUGGUAUAAAAUUGAUGGAUAAGGUGAAAAAAAAGGCAAAGCAACUUGAUGGCUCUAAUUAUGAUGAACGAGAAUUGAUAAGUGCUAUUGAAAUUUAUCAUGAAGCUGAGAAGCACUUUUCGUCAUUCAACAUACCGUUGUGCUGUCUAGCUGAUAGCAUUGCAGUAAAGUUGAUAAUUGCUGGAAAUUUUGAUUGUGCUAUUGGGUUUGUUGAGAAAAUUUUACCCGCAUUUCAAAAAUUUUGUCCAUAUGGUUAUCCUUCAUUGGCAGUUCAGUCCUAUAAAUUGGGCAAACUAUUAGCGCAGAAAGAAUGUAAUAUAAAUAGAGCAAUUAUCCAGCUUGAGCAGGCAGUGGGAAUGUUGAAAAUCGCCUUUGGUGAAAAUCAUCCAAAUACCGUUGAUGCUCUCGAAUCUAUUCUAGAUAUGCAUUUGUUUCUUCAACAAAAAUGUGCACAUAAAUGA